AUGGCAAUGGAAUCCAGCAUCUACGAUCACGGAUUACCUGUUCUUACUCACGAUCUCUACACUGUUAACUUCUACAACGAUUCGAUCUUAACUUGCGUUACUCAAACUCCAUCAAUCGUCGAAAACUGGAUCUCCAAAGUUGAAUCCAUUCAUCGACGGCGUCUCAACCGUCUAAUAAUCGGUCUCGACAUCGAAUGGCGUCCAACGUUCGGUCGUCGUCCUUAUUCACCUGUCGCAACUAUUCAACUCUGUAUCGGUCAUCAUUGUCUCAUUUUCCAACUCAUUCACGCUUCUUACAUCCCUGAUUCGCUAGUCGAGUUUUUGGAUAACCCUUACUAUACGUUCGUAGGGGUUGGGAUUAAGAAUGAUGUGAAGAAACUUGGAAAUGAUUAUCAGUUAGAUAUUGAACCGACGAUUGUAGAUCUAGCGAGAUUGGCUGCGGAUCGUUAUGAUUGUGAUUGUGAUUUUCUACAUGCAGGGUUGAAGAAGCUGGCGAGUAUGGUUUUAGAUUUGGAUGUUGAGAAGCCGAAGAGGAUUACAUUGAGUAGAUGGGAUGAUUUGUAUCUUUCUGAUGAACAGGUUCAAUAUGCUUGUAUUGAUGCUUUUCUUUCCUUUGAAAUUGGUAGGGUUUUGAAUGCUUUUGACUUUUGA
Impatiens glandulifera is the source of this 651-nucleotide messenger RNA. Its product is annotated as Werner Syndrome-like exonuclease. The record is from RefSeq and is a predicted model, not a curated record. The transcript has a single exon. The coding region runs from base 1 to 651 and encodes 216 amino acids. Lineage: Eukaryota; Viridiplantae; Streptophyta; Magnoliopsida; Ericales; Balsaminaceae. Gene Ontology annotation, biological process: nucleobase-containing compound metabolic process. Gene Ontology annotation, molecular function: 3'-5' exonuclease activity; nucleic acid binding. Gene Ontology annotation, cellular component: nucleus; cytoplasm.